Messenger RNA from Selaginella moellendorffii, 1374 nucleotides. Its product is annotated as glycine-rich cell wall structural protein 2-like. The transcript has 2 exons. Bases 270 to 1295 code for a protein of 341 amino acids. The record is from RefSeq and is a predicted model, not a curated record. Lineage: Eukaryota; Viridiplantae; Streptophyta; Lycopodiopsida; Selaginellales; Selaginellaceae.
UCUCUUGAUCGCGCGUAAGCUUUGCAGGCCUGGAGGAAGAUGGAACAUUGCUUUCAUUCAAAGCCAUUUAUGAUCUCCAACGAAAAAGAAGCAAGCCACGCGAUUUCAACCGCUGCUGCGGUCCUUGGCGUGGAGCUCGAUGGUUGCUCGCGACCACCUGAGGUUAUAAAAAUGAUCCAGGAGAAUGCUUGAUCGAUCCUCUCCUCUCUCCUCUCUCCUCUCCUAGCAGUUCUUCUCCGACUUUGAGCUCUCAAGUUCUUCUUGCGAGAAUGGGGAGAAUGGUAUUGAAACUCCUCUUCUUGAUCCUCCCAGCGAUCGCGCUAGCCCAAAGAAACACAAUGUUCUUCCCAGAAUUUAGCUAUUACAAGGGAGGAGGAGGAGGCGGCGGCGGCUCUCCCUCAUAUGGUGGCGGCAGUGGCGGUGGCUCCUCUCCAUAUGGAGGUGGCGGCAGUGGCGGUGGCUCCUCUCCAUAUGGAGGUGGCGGCAGUGGCGGUGGCUCCUCUCCAUAUGGAGGCGGCGGCAGUGGCGGUGGCUCCUCUCCAUAUGGAGGUGGCGGCAGUGGCGGUGGCUCCUCUCCAUAUGGAGGCGGCGGCGGCGGUGGCUCCUCUCCCUAUGGAGGCUCCGGAGGUGGUAGUCCAUCCGGUGGAGGCUACGGAGGAAAUGGUGGUGGUGGAUACGGCGGUGGCUCGUCCCCGUACGGUGGUGGCUCUGGCUCGAAUGGAGGCUACGGUGGUGGUGGUGGCGGCGACAAUGGCGGAGGCUACGGUGGCAGCAGCGGUGGCAACAGCGGCGGAAGCGGGUAUGGCGGCGGGAGUAGCGGCGGUAGCGGCUAUGGUGGCAACAGUGGCGGUGGAUACGGUCCCAGCGGCGGUGGUGGCGGAUAUGGCGGCGGCAGCGGCGGCAGCGGCGGCUAUGGUGGUAGCAGCGGCAGUGGCAGCUCGGGUGGCUGCUCAAUCAACUUCUGGAAAGACCAUGUGGAUGCAUGGCCGGACGUGCUCAACGUGUACAGCACAAUAUCCCAGGCGUUUGGACAGGUUCCACAGAUGAUGGACGGCAAGCAAUCGCUCCUGUCGGCCCUGGAGGUGCGGGGGAACGACCCCUACAGCUCGCUCCUCCGCCAGGGCACUGCCGCGCUCCUCAACUCGUACGCGCGCAAGCACUUCCCCUACUCGCCUGACGCGGUGAGGGCCACCUUCGGCAAGGCGCUGGCGAGCAAGGAGGCGGCGGCAGUCCAGGCAACCAAGUUUGAGCGCGCAAAUGGCAGCGGCUAUGGAACCAACACCUUUUGCUUCUAAAAGAUAUAAUCUGUAUGCAAUAAUAUGAUUUAUGGAUAUUAACUUUGUGAUCCCACGAAUGCCUCCUGGGAUUGCCGUA